This is a messenger RNA of Scatophagus argus, 1901 nucleotides long. It is a transcript of the gene alg12, whose product is annotated as ALG12 alpha-1,6-mannosyltransferase. The transcript is spliced from 9 exons. Gene Ontology annotation, cellular component: endoplasmic reticulum membrane. Gene Ontology annotation, molecular function: alpha-1,6-mannosyltransferase activity. Gene Ontology annotation, biological process: protein N-linked glycosylation. Lineage: Eukaryota; Metazoa; Chordata; Actinopteri; Scatophagidae. The record is from RefSeq and is a predicted model, not a curated record. The coding region runs from base 34 to 1512 and encodes 492 amino acids.
UUCACCGGAAGUGGUGAAAAUCUUUCAGCUGUCAUGGCUGAAAAGAGGAAAUUUUGGGGGCUGCCACUGCUGUUUUUAUUAAAAGCUGUUGCUCUGCUACAUUUAUUCAUUUGUCCGUUCACCAAAGUUGAAGAGAGCUUUAAUUUACAAGCAGCGCACGACAUUCUGUAUCACAGACUUAACUUUGACAAGUAUGACCACCAUGAGUUCCCUGGCGUGGUGCCACGGACAUUCCUCGGCCCUCUGUUUCUGUCCAUGCUCUGCUCUCCUGUUGUGUUUUUGUCCUCUCUGCUGGAUGCACCAAAGUUCUACACACAGCUGACAGUCCGAGCGUCGUUGGGGUUGUGUGUUAUUGGGGCACUAUGGUACAUGCAGAGAGAGGUGAGGAAGCAGUUCGGCUCUACAGUUGCGGGGCUCUUCUGUCUGACAUGUGCUUCCCAGUUUCACUUAAUGUUCUACAGCACCAGGACGCUCCCUAAUGUAUUUGCGCUGCCAAUAGUUCUGGUAGCGUUCACGUCUUGGAUGGCUCAGAAAUACGGCUGCUUCAUUAGCCUCUCUGCAUUAGUCAUCAUUGUGUUCCGGUCAGAGCUCUGCAUCUUCUUGGGUCUCAUGUUAUUGAUAUCACUGCUGAGCAGGAAGCUGGGACUGCUGCAACUACUUUACUAUGCUGUUCCUGCUGGGAUCUUCUCAUUGGCUUUGACAGUGGUCAUCGACACUGUCUUUUGGAGGAAGCUUUUGUGGCCUGAGGGUCAGGUUUUGUGGUACAACACUAUUCUCAACAAAAGCUCCAACUGGGGAACCUCACCCUUUCUUUGGUACUUUUACUCUGCUGUGCCUCGUGCCCUGGGCUGCACGCUGCUCUUCAUCCCCCUCGGCCUCCUUGAUAGGCGGAUGAGGCUGCUUCUGCUACCCACCGUGGGUUUCAUUCUCAUCUACUCGCUGCUGCCCCACAAAGAGUUGCGCUUCAUUAUUUACACCUUCCCUGUGUUCAGCUUGGUGGCCGCCCGAGGCUGUUCUUUCAUUUUGUGCAACUAUCAGAAAUCCUGGAUGUAUAAACUGGGCUCUGCGGUUGUGGUCGGCCAGCUGUUGAUCAAUGCAGUGUACUCCAGUAUUUGCCUCUACGUUUCCCACCACAACUACCCAGGGGGCCGAGGAAUGCAGGAACUACACAGGCUGUUGCCAGUUACAGCAGAUGUCUUUGUUCAUAUUGACACUUACGCUGCUGAAACUGGAGUUUCUCGCUUCUUGGAGCAGAACAGGAAUUGGAGAUAUGACAAACGUGAGGACCUGAGCAUCACAGAUCCUGAGAUCAAAAUGUACACACACCUACUCAUGGUGGCUAAUGUCACCAAGAUACGGCUACUGCAGGACACUCACCAGCCUCUGGCCUUCGUAGAAGGUUACAGCAAUAUUGGCUUCAACAUGUUUCACUUCCCUCCUUUCAGUGUGCGAUUAGAGAGAAAAACUGUGCUGAUGGAGAGAAAGACUGCAACUGGACAACCAAAAGAGUGACUUUAAUAGGAAUUACGUGUUGGAUGAAGGAGUUAAUUUUUAGGGUCCAAAACAUGUGUUCUCAGUGGUUACACUGGAAUCUUAUGGGUAUUAUUCCAUGUGUGAAAAGAGAAACACACGAAUCAUCUGUCACAUCUGACUUCAAGUUGCAUGGAGCCAUCAUGAAUCUUUUUCUCUGUUAAAAAGGUUCUCUCUCUCACGCGAAUGUGUAAUGUGUUACAUUUCCCUUGAAAAUCAAGCGAAAAAUGAAAUGUCUUCUUGCAGACAGGUAAACUAUUUCAUCUUCUUCAGAUAGUUUUGUAUUUUUCCUUUACCUCAGGGUAGGAUUUUGUAUUUUGUAGAAACAUGUUAUAGAUGAAUAAAGCUGUAACUGAGUGAAAGAAACCAGA